AAUUUCCCAUGUUCUACUUUGCAAUGUAACCCAGAGGGUGUCAUUCUGGUUUGUGGUUACAGAUCCUUCACAAAAUCACACUCUUCCUGCUGUUGAAGUUCAGUCAGCCAUAAGAAUGAAUAGGAACCGGAUCAACAAUGCCUUUUUUUUGAAUGACCAGACUCUAGAAUUUUUAAAAAUUCCUAGCACUCUUGCACCACCCACGGACCCAUCUGUGCCCAUCUGGAUUAUCAUCUUUGGUGUGAUAUUUUGCAUUGUCAUAAUUGCGAUUAUAUUGCUGAUUUUAUCAGGGAUCCGGCAACGUAGAAGGAAAAACAAAGGACUGUCUGAAGUGGAUGAAGCUGAAGAUAAAUGUGAAAACACUGUUACAAUUGAAAAUGGCAUCCCCUGCGAUCCCUUGGAUGUGAAGGGAGGGAAUAUUAAUGACACCUUCAUGACAGAGGAUGAACGACUCACCCCUCUCUGAGGGGCUGUUGUUCUGCUUCCCCAAGAAACUCAACACGUGUUUCUGUGUGACUGCUGAGCAUUCCAAAAUACCAAGGGCAGAGUAUAUAUUUUAUUUCACUAUUCUUCUUUUGUAAGAAAUUUUGAAUGUGCUUGAAAGUGAAAAACAAUCAACGAUACCCAUGAAGCCCACUGAAAUCAAAAGCAGAUGGCUACUAAAAUUAUUCUAAGAUAUAUUUCUGACAACAGUGUUUAAGUGUAGUCAUGUGAUAUUUGUAGUUAUUGAUUUAAACAUUUCCUGAAAUAAGGUCAGGCAUAUAUAAAUAUAUAAUAUUUUACACUUCCAAAACCUAAGACAAUUAAUUUUUUCCAGUGAACAAUAUCAAUAAUAUGGUAUAGAAAUAAUUAAAAUGUAUCUUUUUUGAAUAUUGUUUAUAUAAUUAUGUAUAUGACUAAGUUAGCAAAAGUAAAAAAUUAUAAAUGGCAUGGCAAAAAUGGGCGAUUUGAUAUACAGAGUGGAAUUUCAUCUUGUUAUUGUAUCAACAAUUGCUUAUACAUUUUCUGAAUGUCACUAAUGUCUAAUUGAACAGUUCUACUUGUUUACUAUUUCUGCAAUGUGUAAAAGUUCAAUCUCUCCUAAUUUAAUAAAGUGGUAAUCAUCUCUC
Messenger RNA from Tupaia belangeri chinensis (Chinese tree shrew), 1109 nucleotides. It is a transcript of the gene CLTRN, whose product is annotated as collectrin, amino acid transport regulator. The record is from RefSeq and is a predicted model, not a curated record. Gene Ontology annotation, biological process: positive regulation of amino acid transport. Lineage: Eukaryota; Metazoa; Chordata; Mammalia; Scandentia; Tupaiidae. Gene Ontology annotation, cellular component: extracellular exosome; plasma membrane.